Vitis riparia (riverbank grape) is the source of this 512-nucleotide messenger RNA. RefSeq lists its product as uncharacterized. The transcript is spliced from 5 exons. The coding region runs from base 54 to 512 and encodes 152 amino acids. Lineage: Eukaryota; Viridiplantae; Streptophyta; Magnoliopsida; Vitales; Vitaceae. Gene Ontology annotation, molecular function: cysteine-type peptidase activity. Gene Ontology annotation, biological process: proteolysis. The record is from RefSeq and is a predicted model, not a curated record.
AGAGGAAACCAACUAAAUUCAAGGUCUCCCCGUUUGUACACAAUUUAAGGAAGAUGGUAAAACGUGAAGCAUCAGAGCAAAUGAUUUUGUGUGGGAGUCCUCAUCCUUUUUUCGAUAGAAAAACAUCCAUCGUGAGUAAGUACAUUAGCGAAUUGGAUGAUUGCGAGAAGCUAUUUAUUCCAAUGCAUGACGAAUGCCCUGGUCAUUGGUAUCUGUGCGUCAUUGACUUCAAAAACUCUCAUAUCCAAAUUUUGGAUUCAUUACGAUCGAAGAAUCGAGACAAGUUCCGGUUUCAGAGUGUCAAAACAGUGGUUGAAUUUUGUCAAACGUUCUUCAAACUGUAUGACAUAGGGAAAGAUGUCUUCCAAUUCUCCAUUGAUUGGGCUCCUUCGAUUCUGACCCAAGAGAAUGGGUGGGACUGUGGAGUGCAUGUCAUUAGACAUAUGCAGAGAUUCAAAAAUGGUGAUUCGAUGACAAGGUCCGACUUUUGUAAUUCUGUUAAAAUACGUUGA